AGGAAGGAAGGGGGCAGCCUGGCACUCGGGCUCGGAGGCGGCCGCCGGGCACCGGCACGGAGCGAGCCCGGGCGGAGCGCGGCACCCAGCGGCCGCUGAGGCCGGGCCGGCGGCAGUAGCUACGGCCGCGGCGGUGCCGGAGGGAGCCCCUCCGUGCUCGGCUCCACGGUGCCGGUGACCUUCCCGGGGCUGCUCGCCGCCCGCCAGGCCGGGGCAGGGCCUCUUCUCCCCGCGGAGAGUGUCCACCAGGCCCCGGGGAGAGGACGGGAGGCCGGGCCGGGAUCCCCCGUCGCCCCCGGGUCCUUCUGGCCGCCGGCGGGGCCUGUGCGCGGCGCGGCGCGGCGCGGCUCGCCGCCGGGGAGAGGGGCGGGGGAAGGCGAGCGGGACGGACGGACGGACGGACGGACGGACGGGGCCGGGCUGCAGCUCCGGACAGCGCGAAGCGAGGGGAGCGGACAGGCCCUGGAGGGAGAGCGCCGGGCGGAGGAGGAGGAGGAGGAGGAGGCAGCCACCUCGGCGGCGCACCCCGGGAGGAGCGGGGACCUCCCCGCCGCCCUCCUCCAACCUCCUCCCGCCGCCAGCCAGCUCCUCGUCCCGCGGAGAGCGAAGCCGCCGGUGCCGCCCCGGCUGGGACCCGCCGGCUGACACCUCGGGAGCGGCGGGGACGGAGCAGGAGCUGCCCGCCUGGAGCGAAGGCGGGGGAAGGACCGCUUGCCUGGGCGGAGAGGCGGGCGCUGAGCGCCCGUCCCGGCGGCCCGCCAGCCCCCCGGGGAAGGUGUCCUGUGACGGCCCUUGAUCAGCAAGGCUGCAAGUCAUGUAGAAGCCGCAGUAACUGCAGAGUCUCUGAUGGAUAACUGGAUUGGGCUAAGAUCACAGCUAACAAAUGAUGAAGCAACCUUUCUUUUUUUGGAGCUCAGGGAGUAAUAUGUGGGAGGCUGUGGAUUAUUUGCUUCCAACAUAGGAACAGCACUGUGUUGGGAAUCUGCACUCCUGAGAGAAUGCUGGGACUCUGCAGAGGGCGACGGAAAUUCCUGGCUGCCUCUCUGACCGUCCUUUUUGUCCCAGCCAUUACAUGGAUUUAUCUGUUUGCUGGGAGUUUUGAAGAUGGGAAGCCGGUGUCACUGUCUCCGCUUGAAUCCCAGCCCCACAGUCCCCGGUACGCGGCGUCGAGCCAGCGGGAGAGGGAGAGCUUGGAGGUCCGCAUGCGGGAGGUGGAGGAGGAGAACCGCGUGCUUCGCAGGCAGCUCAGCCUGGCGCAGAGCCGCAGCCCCCCGCGCCACCGCGGCAAUCACUCCAAAACCUACUCCAUGGAAGAGGGGACGGGCGACAGCGAGAGCCUGCGGGCUGGCAUCGUGGCGGGAAACAGCUCCGAGUGCGGGCAGCAACCAGCGGUGGAGAAAUGUGAGACCAUUCACGUUGCCAUCGUUUGUGCAGGGUACAAUGCCAGUCGGGAUGUUGUCACACUUGUCAAGUCUGUCUUAUUUCACAGGCGAAACCCACUCCACUUCCACCUCAUCGCAGAUGCAAUUGCCAAACAGAUCCUGGCGACACUGUUUCAGACAUGGAUGGUCCCUGCUGUGCGCAUAGACUUCUAUGAUGCAGAUGAGCUCAAGUCGGAAGUGUCUUGGAUCCCCAACAAACACUACUCUGGGAUUUACGGGCUGAUGAAGUUGGUUCUGACUAAGACUCUACCUUCCAAUCUUGAGCGAGUCAUUGUCCUCGACACAGACAUAACAUUUGCCACUGACAUUGCUGAGCUAUGGGCCGUCUUUCACAAGUUCAAAGGGCAGCAGGUUCUUGGCUUGGUGGAGAACCAGAGCGAUUGGUAUUUGGGCAACCUUUGGAAGAAUCACCGGCCCUGGCCAGCGCUUGGGAGGGGCUACAACACAGGGGUUAUCUUGCUGCUUCUUGAUAAGUUACGGAAGAUGAAAUGGGAGCAGAUGUGGAGACUCACGGCGGAGCGGGAGUUAAUGAGCAUGCUCUCCACUUCACUGGCUGACCAGGACAUCUUCAAUGCAGUCAUCAAACAAAAUCCCUUCCUUGUCUACCAGCUCCCAUGUUUCUGGAACGUGCAGCUGUCUGAUCAUACCCGUUCCGAGCAGUGCUACAGAGAUGUGUCUGACCUGAAGGUGAUUCACUGGAACUCACCAAAGAAGCUGCGAGUGAAAAACAAGCACGUGGAGUUUUUCCGCAACCUCUACCUGACAUUCCUGGAGUAUGACGGGAACUUGCUGAGACGGGAGCUCUUUGGCUGCCCCAGUGAGGCGGACGUUAACAGUGAAAACCUCCAGAAACAGCUGUCUGAGCUGGACGAGGAUGACUUAUGCUAUGAAUUUCGUCGAGAGCGUUUCACCGUCCAUCGCACCCAUUUGUAUUUUCUACAUUACGAAUACGAGCCUGCUUCAGACAAUACCGAUGUGACACUGGUGGCUCAACUUUCAAUGGACAGGCUCCAGAUGCUUGAAGCCAUCUGCAAACACUGGGAAGGUCCAAUCAGCCUGGCACUCUACCUUUCCGAUGCAGAAGCCCAGCAAUUUCUGCGCUAUGCCCAGGGCUCGGAAGUACUGAUGAGCCGCCACAACGUCGGCUACCAUAUUGUGUACAAGGAGGGCCAGUUCUAUCCUGUGAAUCUGCUAAGGAAUGUGGCCAUGAAGCAUAUCAGCACACCAUACAUGUUUCUCUCCGACAUUGACUUCUUGCCCAUGUAUGGACUCUACGAGUACCUCAGGAAGUCCGUCAUCCAGCUAGACCUGGCUAACACCAAGAAAGCCCUGAUUGUACCUGCUUUUGAGACCCUACGCUACCGCCUCUCCUUCCCCAAGUCAAAAGCAGAGCUGCUAUCUAUGUUGGACAUGGGAACCCUCUUCACAUUCAGGUACCACGUCUGGACGAAAGGGCACGCGCCAACGAACUUUGCCAAGUGGCGAACAGCCACCACCCCCUACCGCGUUGAGUGGGAAGCAGACUUUGAGCCAUACGUUGUUGUGAGGAAGGACUGCCCGGAGUAUGACAGGCGGUUUGUUGGAUUUGGCUGGAACAAAGUAGCUCACAUCAUGGAGCUGGAUGCACAGGAGUACGAGUUCACGGUGCUGCCCAACGCCUACAUGAUCCACAUGCCGCAUGCCCCCAGCUUCGACAUCACCAAGUUUCGCUCCAACAAGCAAUACCGCAUCUGUCUCAAGACCCUGAAGGAGGAGUUCCAGCAGGAUAUGUCACGCCACUACGGCUUUGCAGCCCUCAAAUAUCUCACGGCAGAGAACAACAGCUAGCACAACGGAGCCCGUGUGUGGGAGACGGGGACACCGGAGGGAAGAGCCACUCAACGUUUGAGGCCCGGUCUUCAAACUUUGAACUGAGAAAUACUUUCUGUUUUUAUAUCAUACUCAGCAGUUCUAACAGUAGAAAUUUGAAGUGACAUGUCUUCGGACUAUGCUCAUUUGUCCCUUCCCCGACUACUCCAGGCCUUUCAGCUUUAGCAUUCGUGAGGUGUCAGCAAGAGGGCCCGGCCACGUGCCCGCCACACCACCGGAGGUGGGGACUGGGCAGGGGCUGGGAAUGCACUCUGGUCUCUUAACUGCAGAGAAAAGACAGAGAAUAUAGGAUUUCAUGUUGCUAUUUAAUAAUUUGACAUGCUUUUUAUCUGUAAAGGAAGAUCUUCGGGUCGCUGUCCUGUGAAUUUCAAAUCUGCACUACUCUGAAAGGGAACUUUCACCUGUGAACUUUCACAGGGGCCCUGUUAACGUGGAUGACCUUGUUAAUGCAGGAUGAGCCAAAGGUCUGAAUUAGCCUUGAAAACAAAGGGGACGCUUAUACAAUACUGCACUCCAGAGAAGGUGUGUUACUGGUUUAGGUGUAUACAUGAUAACGGUUGGUCUUUUAUUCUCAAAUUAGUUGUUUUUAUCAGGAAAAUCCCUUAUACCCCACCCUGCCUUUCCCUCAGUCCUAAAUGCUGCUCCUUUCCUUGCCAAGGAAAUGUCUCCCUUGUGUUUCUUUCCCAUCUUCAGUUCUGGUGGUCCAGUGAAGAAGAUCAGUAGCUCUGCCAGGAAGUGAACAAAACUUGUCAGUGUAAGUUCUGUUUUCACCAGAGCAACUUGUUUGUGUGUAUCUCUUAAAAUAAAGGGCGUGGCUGUAACUCUUUAUCUUUUUUAGGCAAGAAUUAGAUUUUGCCUAUAAGACACAUUGUGCAGAGGGAUAUUGAUUUGUAGGCUCAUUUCAGUGCACGCCCAUCCAUGAAGGCAUUGGGCCUUGGGCUUUAAGUGGACUUCUUUGCUGAACAGGGAAUAUAAAUAUGGCAACUAGUAGCCUUGGUGCUCUCCUGCUGCCUGCUGCAAGGUCUCAGAACUACUUCGUUAAAGAAGUUUAUAAUUAAAAGGAGCAGAACUGUUAGGAAUAAACUCCCCAUUCGAGGGGGAGAAAAAAAUGUGUUGGGAAUCUGAGUGUGAGUGUUUGAUUGAACGUGAGCUGGUGCAGUUCACAACUUCGGUACACACAGGAGUAUGCUGGAGGGCGGACAGGAAACCUAACAAGCAAAAUGCAGAAAACAAGACACUGGACUUUUUACCAUUUUCUUUAUUCUUCAGUAUUAAUGUUGUGUUUACAUGGGAUGAAGAGAUGAGGUUUAAUGCACUACCCCUUGCAGGGCUAUUUGUAAUUUCUGUCGCAGUGUUAAUAGAGAAAGCAGAAACAACUCAGUGAGAAAUGCAUCUGUCUCCCUACCCCAGAUCCCCAUACAACCACACGUACCAAUACCACUGCCUGAGUUGGGAAAUAGAUCCACAUUGAGUUCUGCUCACUUCUUUUUCAUUUUGUUUUUCAUCCACUGGACCUUCUACUUUCCUCCCCACCUCAUCCCUCUAGAGCUUGGUUUUAUUUCUAACCUGACAUUUGAUGAGAGUUUUCUGUUACGGUGGAAACCAUGUGGUUAAACCAGACAUUUAAACUACAAAUAUCAGUUCAUCAUGCUGUGUACAUAUCAGAUAAGCCAAAAAAGGCAACAUCUUUGAAAAGAAAUAAAAAGGGGCGGGAGGCUACGUGUAAUUUUUCACUUUUUCCCCUGAGAGUGUUGGCUGCGUAAGAAUACAUCACUGCAUAAUUUUCCAGAGUGUUGUCCUUCUAUUCUUAAUGUCUUUAUGUCAAGAUUUACAUAAAAAGCUGGGAAGAGCUGGGAAGAAGUGAAAUGAGUGCUCAGUCCUGGCUAAGAUAUAUUCUUUUAAAAAACCCAAAAUCUUAGCUCCCCAAGUCCCAUAUGCCUCACCAUUAAGGGUCCAGGUCACUGUGCUUGUUGAGAAUGAGAAGAACCCUGCAGCACAAAGUCCUGACGGUUAGCUAAUGUGCAGAAAGGUAACGAAAACUGAUCCUGAGAGAGCCUAACACUGGUUGUACCUACAUACAAUCUCCAGUCAGAGCUCCAGUGUGGCCACCGUUAUGUUUCAUAUAUAUUAAAAACUUUCAUUUCCAGAUGUACAUUUCUCCUUGUCUGGACAGAGUUGCCCAAGGACGGACUGGAUUGCCCUGCAGCAGCAUAACCUGUAGCACGGACCUGUACGUUGUUUGGAUGUGCCAUUAUCAACAUGAACAUUAUUCCCUCCUCAGUGGUCAUGAGAUGCGGAUGGGGGAGCAGGGAGGUAAUCCUUUGCUACUUGCCUGUCUGUACAGCGAGUCACAGGACCUCCUGGGUAGGCUCGGUUGUACUGGCUGGUGUAACCAGCUCAAAGACUGGUAGUAGGUUUGAAGAGCUCCCUUUUUUUCCCUUAUUAGACACUGUACUGACUUGUAUCUGUCACGUCGUGCUUGUCUGUGUGCUUCAUAAUUUUGGAGGUGUGGGGCCUGGGUUUUUUUAACAUGUUUCAGCCAAUUUACAUGAUCGCAACUUAGGAUUAUAUGUCUGUCUGUAAGUGCCAGGGAUCCUCCAACACCGUGAAGAAGCCACCACAGACAACGACAAAAAUCCCCAACUCAGUUACAACACUGACUGUCUUCCAGUCCUCUGGUGUAGUAGGUAUUUGCUAGCAACUUUGUUAUUUAAUUCUCAGUUUUCUCCUGAAAUCUUCAAAAAAUAUCAGAUAAACCUGAUGACUUAAUGCCUUUGAUUUAUUGAUUUGUUCCACCAACUUCUCUCUUGAGUCUUCAGUCUCCUUAUCUUUGUUAUUUGGAAAGUGUGAGUCUCUCAUUUAGAUAUCAUUUCAGCACUCUCUCUGGUGAAGGCUGAUGCAAAUAAAUCAUUUCAUUUAGAUUCUUGGCAAUGUCCUUAUUGUCUUUAAUUGUUUCUUCUACUUAUUGUUUGGGGUGGCCUACCGGUUAUCUCCAUUUUUUCUGCUUUUUGGUGUACUGAGCAAAUGUGUAUUUUCAGUUUUAACUUCCUACUAUUUCCUCUUCAGAUUCCUUCUUAGCUUGCUCAAGCUCCAUCUUAACUAUUACAUGCCUUCCUUUCAGCUUUAUGAAGUUUUGAUUUCCAUUCUCUGAAGGUUUUCUAUUUGAUCUGAAUAACUUCUAGAUUUUCCAGUUUAGUCAUAGCAGCAUUUCUUUGUCCUUGUCUUCAGUUUAUCUAAGGGGAUACCAUAAUCCAUGGAUAUUUAUAAAUCCUUAUCAUUUUUAAUCUGAGGAUUUCAGGUUUUUUUUUCUUUUUAUUUAGGGACACUGAUUCUUUCUCUAAAGGGAAAAGAGAGGUUUUGCUUUUAAAUUUUUAUAUCAAGUAUCACCCUACUAUGUUUUGAGGUUUCGUAUUUUCCUCUUUUAACCUUCCUAAAUGCUAACCUUUUCCAAGUCAAGGGAUCAGAAAUAUAAUCUUAUGAAAUUCUUUUGUUCUUCUAAUUUGGACUCUUGACACAUUUUGUUCUGUGUCUCCCUUUUCCCUCUCCACUCCGAAAUAUUGACGCAUACGAGUCGCUGCAAACUUUUCAGUCCCAGACCCUGAACUGUGUAUUUCCCAGCAUCUUCUAACAUCCCAACACAUUUCAGACAUAAUUAUUAUUCCAAAUAAUAAUCUGUUGGCUGGCACCCGAUCUUCCUAUGUUUGUUUUCAUGCUGCUCCCUUUGAUACAACAGGCUUUGCAAGUUUAAGUUUUGAGCAAAGCAUCUGCCUUUAUUUAAUGCCUUACUGUAACCCUCUAAUAGGUUUCCAUGAUUUCUGUCUGUUGACACAGUAUAUACCUUCAAAUAUUUGGCUGUAGUUUACAUCCUGUCAUUUUCUGACCAAGUGUCAUCUACCAUUUGCCUACCUGUCAGACCUAGAAAAUGUCUUUGUUUAUCCCGAAUAGUCCUUAGUAUCUAUCAGAUUUUUUUUCCAAGUCCUGCCUUUAGUAAUUCCUUCAAGCCUUGCUAGUUUCCUAUGUGAGCAAUCUGCUUCCACCUCAUAAUUAGUGAUUUUUUUCUAUUUGUAAUCAUUGUCUUGGACUCUGUGACAAAAAGGAAUUAGCAGCUGUACCUGCAGUUCCAUCGCUUUUGUUAGACUGAAUAUCACAUAUGCUCACAUUAUUCUUAAAGUACUGAUUUUUUUUUUUUACCUGGAAGGCUUCAUGUGGUUUGUAUGGAAAUCAUAAACUGCAUUUUCCUUUUACUGAAACAAGCAGGAGCACUUUGUAGUGUUAUUUGCAGUAGCUGUUGCAGCAGAGUAAGCCCUGUGUUAGAGGGAAAAGCACAAAAACCUUGUGAGACUUGUAGCGACUGUUUCUCUCUGCAGGGGAAAAUAAGGCCCAAGCACACCUGAGCAGUUUUAUAAAUGCCCUGCACAAAAUACAUUGCACAUUGUUUUCUGGUAGGUAUAAAUCGUACAUCGUCCAAUUAAAUAUGAAAAAUACAUUUUUAAUGUUCUCAUUUUUACAUGCAGUUCCAUCUAGGAGAUAAUGCAUUUCCUUCUGUAUCUUGCCAGUUUCCCCCAUUACUCCAGCCUGCCUAAUAGCCCCAUCUGUUUUUGGCUGAGAAAGAUUAAUGACCAGCAGCACUGGGAGUCCAGGCAAAUCAGCAGAGAUAUUACUCUUAAGGCUUGCACAGGACAUCCCUUCCUACUCUGCCAGCUACUGUACGGGUGUUCCUCGGGUUUCAGUGCAGCAACAGGAGAGCACAGCAAACUCGGCAAGUAGGGUGAGCAUCAUUAUUUAUGAACUUCAACAAGGUCUAAUACAUUAGAUGGUGGGAGUGCUAAAAAAAGAAUGUAUCAUUGUUGGCUCAAAAAAUAUUUCAGUUUUAGGAAAAGAAAGUGGCUAAGUUUCUACAGCUCCAGUAAGUGAGACUGGAACAAAUAAGUCGCUAGUAGACAAUGACAGCCAAUAACCUAGUAUUUCCACUGCAGUAUUGAAAAUGCAGGAGCUUUGAUAGCUAAAUGAAGUCAUUUUUACAGUAGUAAUUCAUAAUGUAUAUUUAGAUGGUAUGUUUACAUCCAAACAGGUGAAUUGGGGAUGGUUUGAAAAUUGUUACUUUGGUUCUCAAUAUAAAAUUAAGACUGGAAAAGCUUCUGUCUGUGCACAGCAAAUUAUGGCUCAGGAAAUGCUUACAGACCUGGAUUUAGAAAUACCUUGCUUUUAUAGGAGUUUGUUUUCAUCAGUAGUUAUACAUUCCCAAAAUAAGACACAAAGUCCUUGAGAAUUUCAAAAGGAGCUAUGUACGUAUCAGUUGGCAGGAACAUUUUGCUCUUAACGACUGCUUGGGAUUAGGGGUUUGUUUGCUCUGCAGAGUAGAAUUGUUAUGAUCAGUUGAAAAAAAUAAUCUGGGAAUUAGAAAGCCAGACAAAUAUUUAUUUGUGUGAUGGAUCAUAUGACUUUAUUUGUCAAGACAUGUUAAUGGGUACUGCAGUGGAAGCGUUAGCUCACUGAGGGUGUCAAGAUGCAAAAGUUCUGAAACCCUGGCUAAGAGCUUAGUAUCUUUUCAGCCAUUCUGUGCAUUAUUUCCCCUCAAAGGAUGAGAACAGCUGCCUCCCAGCUAAUUACUGUUUAUGUAGGGUUAAAAUGUCCUAACCCUCUGGCAACAUGGAUUCAUGGGCAGUCACUGUGCAGGCUGCAUUUGAGCUCCAUGGUCCAUUGCCAUGAGAUUCAAGAUUUCAAUCCAAAAGAAGUAGUUCUGACCUGGGGGUAAUUCUCCGAUCAAGGGUACAGACACCACUCUUACAAAUAUAUUCAAGAAGAGAUCCCCAAACACUUGAGGACAGGUAAUUCAAGCCAAGCUAGGCCUAUUCCUCAGUAUUAUCACAACAUAAUUCUCAGACAAUGAUGUGUGAAUUUUCAACAUUAACCAUUGUAUCACAAGACUCCUGCUAAGGCUGCAAAGCAGUCGUGUGAAAGUUAGAGGGUCUGAAAUUUCAAGUUGCUGGUGGAGCAGGUGAUUUGCUCAUACAACUUCUUUCUGUCCCCUGGCACAUACAUAAUAGGGCAUAGUCUACACAGUCAUUCACUGGGUGGGGUUUAGAGGACUCCUCCUUUAUUCUGUGCACAGAGUGGAUGGUACUCAGGGAAUGAAGCAGUGAGGUGAAACUUCUUUUUACUUUUGCUCUCAUUGAGCUUUUCAUAAUAUGCUAGCUGCCUUGAUUCUGAGCAAAGCCAGAUUUUUUUUCUUCUUUUCCAAAGGAGAGGUUUAAACUGCGAUUUAAGAAAGUCAAUUAUCCCCCGUGCUCCCAGGCUUUCUGAGCAGAAUGCCUGCAGUUCUGUUCUACAGGCUUUUCUUGUGUGGAGGGCUCCUGCGGAGCUGAUGGAAAUGACACACUCGGAGGCCUUGUAGCACUCGCCCCCAACUCAUGAAUGAUAACUGAACAUGCAAGAGUGAUGAAUCCCAGCUCUCUCCAAGCAUGUCUGCUCCAGCUCUGGGAGCACUCUAAAGGCUAUUGGCAAUCUGCCGGGUAAACAGUGAAAAGAUGGAGUAAAUAAUUGGGGCUGUCAUGAGGGGUUUAGGUAGCCAAAUUUCCAGAGGAAUGAGGAAGGCAAAAGCUUCCUGAGGUCCCUCUGAAGAUCUGUUCGUAGGAUCUGUGGCUUGGACUAAGCUAAUUCUGGAUCUCCGGCAUUUCUUAUCCAACACUGGUCCAUGUGGCUCACAUGUAGUAAAUUCUAUAGGUUGUAAAAUUCAUGAAAGUCAGUGCUGAGAUUAAACUAUUCUCAGCUCAAAGACAUUUAAUUUGUUUAAAUUCUUUGGAUUCCCACAUUGCUCCUUUGGUGCUCAUAAGAAAAAGAACAAAAACAACAAAAAAAGAGAUAAUAGCAGCUUGCUAACAAUAAGUCUGACUACCCAGCCUUUUUUAAAUUGUCAGCACCGAGGUCAAUGGUUGGGGCAAAGCUGGAGUUAGCGAAGUUCGUAGAAUUUCUUCUUUUGAUCUGCCUGUGGGUCUGAUGUUCCAACGGUGCUCUCCAGUGAUGCUAUAAGGAAAUGAAAAGCUAUCCAAUGCUGAUUGAUCCAUGGACUCUUCAUCCAGUCGGAACUAACCACAAGCAGCAGGAAGGAGGCUGCAGCACUGUCUGCUUUGAGUUUUUGUAGAUGGGAAUAGUGAGUUUAGUAUGAAACCUAUUAUUCUGAUGAUAGACUUUGCUGAGCUUUUCUGCAUUCUAGAUGUAUACUUGCCAUGAGUGACAGAGGCCCCUUGGGGUUAGGAAGAGAUGGGACUCACCAGUUUUCUGGUUCAGAAUGAGAAGAAGAGAUAUGUGUAUUUUCCCUCAACACCUUGCCCAGUGUUUACUAAUUAUAUUAGCAUCAAUGAAUCCAGCUAGCCUGAGGCUCAGUGUCCAGGCUGAGCAGUAGGCUUCUCCUGUCUGUGUUGAUAAGAGGCCGGAUAAACAAAAUGAUGGAUGCUUUCUGUCCGUAACACCAAUGAAUAUUGCCAUACAAAUUCAAAUGGCUCAGGGAGGUUUUCCAUCUUUUACCUUUCGCUGUUAGGGUUUAUUCAAAGAACAGCAAAGGCAGUCCAAAAAAAAAACAGUGAAGUCUGUAAGGACCCACAAGGAUGAACAUUCACAGAGAUUUAUCAAUGCAAAAUAUCCACCAACUUAACCUGCCAGCUUUUGUCAUGAACACAGAGAAUACAGGCACCAUCGUCUUCUUUCUGAUUACACUUCAUAGAGCAAAACAAGUGCAUGUUAUAAAAACAACUCUCUGAAUCAGAUCACCCAAGACCCAAAUAUUUUAUAAUUUUUGUUGUUUUCAUUUCCAUUUUCAUAUGUGAAAUAAACAGCUUGCAAAACUUUUUUAUUUCCUUAAGCUGAUACAGCUUUCUUCUGCAUCAGUCAGACUUGCAAACAUUACAGCAUUGUCUGGGGUGAAGAAUAGAACUGAGGGGUUGUUGAGAUGUCCUCAGCACCCCUUUAGUGCAGAGAGAGCCUUUCCUGUAGUCAGGGCGAUUUUUCUUUCCUUUGUGCUGUCACAGAUUGUAUUUCUAUCCUAGCAGCAUAUCUUCCAAUAAGUAUGAAAGACUACUGUCUCGUGCUAGACCGCUGCAUGAGUUCAUUACUAAAGCAAUGUUUCUGGCACGGCCUCCACACAAAGUUAUUCUGCUGGGGUUUUUUCCAAUCUUAAUCUUCAAGCCUACACCUGAGAGAAAACUCAGCAAUUUGAAGCUGUAAGGAAGUGAUCACUAUGCUUUGUUUUAUUUUUAACAUAUUCUGUCCACUACACCUAUAUAUCCUCCAGAAAAAUAUUGUUUUGAGAGGAAGAGUCAUUGCAAGUAAUUCAAUGGGACAGAAAUCAACAGCAUUUAUGAAGAUAAGUAACCUAUUCAAGCCAUAAGUUUUAGCACGAGUUUCUGCAAUUUACAAAUGUGCUACUAUUUCUGUAGGGCUCAAUUUCAGGAUCCUUCUUCAGCCAACCAGGUUUUCCACUUUUUUUUCACAUUCCCAUUCUGCUGCACCCCUACAUCCAUGUUUAUACCUGCCUUAGGCAGAUGUUGGCAGGUAUUUGAAAGACAGUAUAUACAGUUUCCAAAGUGCUGAGGUCUGGUUAUAUCAAUUACAUUAAAAAAAAAAAAAAAAUCUUUCCAUUGCUGGCUCCCUUAAACCAGCAAGAACUCAUUUAAAAAAAAAGAGAAAACCAAAUAUUUGGGUUGGUGGGGGAGAAGAGAGCAAGAGACUUAGGCCUUUAAUACCUUUAAUAACAAGAUCAGGUUACUUAGGGCCUGACGCAUUACUACAGGUUGGUAGCCAUGCAUAAGAUGACAGCAGUGAUUUUGUGUGACUCUGGAAGAAACAGUGACUUCAGAACACUUGACAUAGAUCGUUUGGUUGGAGGCCAUAGGUUUCACUUUUCCUGUGCAUUUGGAUUGCCUUUCACAAAGCCAUCUCCCAGUAGCACGGUUCCCAGAGGACAAGCGCUAACUAAUAUAAGAAGUGUAUAAACACUCCCUUUCCUCCCACGCUCUAUAGAUCAUGACGGCAUCACUUACUCUGUUUCUCUACCCUACAGCAGAGGGGCCAAAGCAUGAAGAAAGGUAGCACCGAAGUGAUCUAAAUACCAAAUGUACCUUGCCAUGCCAGAAUUCCGAGGUUUUUGGGUGCACGGCUGGAAAUGUUCAGGCCCAGAUUCAGCCCAUGCAACUUGGCAGCUGCCUGAGACCCACGGUGUUGGGGUUGGUUGCCUUAGUUUCCUCUGAUAGUCAAUGGGGUGGGUGAGCAGGAUGUCUGCAAAGGGCACUUCUGUUUCCCUAAGCCCUCCAUCACCCUUUGCUCUCCGACUAGCAGAAAAGUUCACAGUGCUUGUGGGCCCCACACAGGUGCCUCUGGUGUGCACCUGCCCGAAGUAACAUGGUACAAAUCUGGGCCAGUGAGCAUCAGUUUUAGAGCUACCACCUACUCAUUUAAGACUGCAGGUGUCAAAAUCCCCGGGAAACUAAGCAGUGCUACAAGGCCAUAUACUCAAUAUUAGCUGACAAAUUUGAAAACAGCAAUCUAUAUGAUGGAAAACGUGUGGGCGGCUCAGCCGUGGGAGGGGAGUGAUUUGUGGACUCCAGAGACUGUGAUACAGAUUGUGACAGACAGCUUGUGCUAACAGCCAGGGAAGCACUUGUUUUCAGCACAAAGCUGUGGGUUUCAUAACGGUGGUUAAAAUAUUAUCCCCAGCAUUGCUGGUCAAGGUGUGCAACAUUCAUGGCACUGUAUUAUCACUGUGCAGCUCUGCUGAGAGUAGGGGCAGCAUUUGCAAUGUGUCAGACAGCACUUUUACAAAAGUGCAGGUAAGAAAUCGGUGAGAAACAAGGGGAAAAAACUCCAACAGCCUUUCAUGUGUGUUUCUUCUUAAGACUCAAACCUCAUUCCUUUUCUGUCACGACCAAGGUGGUUCUGCAUUCUCCAGGGGAAAACUGGGAUGUCGUGAAUUUUAAGGUGAACCACGCAUGAAACAAGGCUUGUGAUUUCCUUGCAAGGCUUGUGUCACUGAAGGGUUUUGAAUUUUCAGCUCACCACCCUGUCAGUACGUUACCUGACUGGCUGACCUUCCGCCUGAACUAAUACUGAAAUCUUUUGUUUCUCUCCCCAGGUUGGGGAAAGAUCCUUAAGUAACAUUUGAGAAAAGAAAAAAAAAAAAAAAAAAAACCAAACCAAAACGUGUCUUCUUUCCUUCUGCUGCCCCAUCUCCCAAGCACCUCCCCCUCCAGGGUUAGACUGAGGCAACUUGCAGUUAACACAAACCACUUAGUUUACAUGUAUGCUUCAGUCCGUGUGUAAGUUUUCUAGGUGACAGUUUUAUCAAGGAAAAUGCUGUUUAGAUUGUGUGUGCAAAAUAAAUGGCUUGUAAA
Molecule: messenger RNA, 13693 nt
Organism: Tyto alba (common barn owl)
Lineage: Eukaryota; Metazoa; Chordata; Aves; Strigiformes; Tytonidae
Gene: LARGE1
Product: LARGE xylosyl- and glucuronyltransferase 1
Exons: 17
Coding region: 999-3269 (756 amino acids)
Biological process (GO): protein O-linked glycosylation via mannose
Molecular function (GO): glucuronosyltransferase activity; xylosyltransferase activity
Source: RefSeq, a predicted model, not a curated record